CCUGAGGUGCAUCAUGUCUCGCUAAAAAUCAUUUGCAUAAACAUUUGUUUUCGGGGCCGGCUUUUGUUAUGAUGCAUUGAAUUAAGUCAACCAACACGAGACUUUAUGCGUCAUUACACAAGUAAUCGUACAAAUAUGUCCAGAGGUAACGAUAUCCUAGCAAGCGAACGCUUUCUACGACUCAACAAGCACUAUAAGACUAGUGAUGCCGAGUUAACUAACUAACCUAUAUCAUGUUAUAUUUCGGCUGUUGCUUAAUGUUCCUGAUGAUGGUCUUGACUUCUCGAGCAGCAAUAUCAGAUGAUCUGGACAUCCCGUUUCGCGGCCAAAGCGUGAGUUUCGUCUACCUUCAAAAUGCCCUGAACACUAGCGUAUACUGGAAACCAUCCAACGAGGAAUGUUCAGCUGAACUUUUGGCAUCGGAAUACCUGUGUAAUGGGAAAUGCGGUGGUUUGAGGACAAACAUUAAAGGGCAUUGCUACUGCGAUGAGAAGUGCUUGGAGCUCGGUGACUGUUGCCUUGACUACCGUGAUAGAUGCACGGAUAAUUACCAAUGGGACUUCGUUAUCAACGAUCCCAAGCAAUCCUGCGUCGACAUCAAUGACGACUUGAAUAAAGAACCAUACAUCUUCGUUAGUGGUUGCCCUAACAAUUACGUCAACACUGGUAUGGUCGCCAAAUGUAACGAGACGGCGAGCAAUUCAGACCUGGUCAGCGGAAUACCUGUAUUCGAUAUGCGAUCUAAUGUCUCAUAUAGGAACGUGUACUGCGCAUCGUGUAAUGCUGCUACGAAUUUAAGUUAUUGGCAACUAUCAAUCAGAUGUGAUGACUCCUCUGGCAUAUCUGCCAAUACUACCACAGCUGAAUUGAUGGAAUACGCACGUCGCUCAUGCGCAUUGGCGUACAAGCCGCGCACGGAAUUCUGGGAUCGGCUGUUGUCAUGUAAGAUAAAGGACUCGGGUUGCCCACCAGUGAAUGGACAAAGCCUCACGACUCCCUUUGAAAUAACACGUGCUAUCUGUGAACUGUACUCUCUUCCGUAUGGACCCGACGAUCGAAGGAACCCGCAUUGCGCUUUGUGUAGGAAAGAAGAGACUUUAUCAUGCCCAGUACCAGCCCGUCCUCCUCCCCCUAUUCCUCCGCCGCAUCCCCCCGCCCUGACGAUCCUGUUCGACGUGAACACGGGAGACAGCUACAAGAUAUCCAUCUCCGGGGACGUGCAGAAGGAAACGACGGGUAGCUACAGCUGUAACAGCUCACAAGUGUUUGACCCGUUCACACUGCAAUGCGUCAACCUGCCUCAACCGAUAAAACAACACCAAGACAAACACAACCAAACCCUGCUAUCUUUGCUGGGUGAGAACUGCACUGUCGCUAUGUUGAACACCUCCUAUGUAACAUUCAACUCUAAUGGAAGUAUAGUCGUUACCUACAAAGACUUGGAGCGUACUUAUGAAAAUGGAAGCUACAUCGUGAUCAAUGACACGGUCUACCUGUGCUGGCGUGACACAUCAGUCACACAACAGUCGCAGACUGGAGAGAAGUCCCUCUCCACCCUUCAGAUCCUUACUUACGUAUUCACAGGGCUGUCUCUUCUGGCAGAAGUCGCUCUUCUUUUGUUGUACCUCUGGCUGAAAGAGCUGAGAAACGUCCCAGGCAAGAUUCUGAUGAGUCUUGUCUUCUGCCUCCUCGUCAAUCAAGUCUUUUUCCUCAUGCUUGGUCUCAACCAAAUCAGCGGUUUCUGUGUGGCCGUAGCUGUCAUCGUACAUUACUUUCUAUUGGCUGCCUUCGCGUGGAUGAGUGUCAUGGCUUAUGAUGUCAUGAAGACGUUUGCUUCUAAAGCGGUUUUACAAGCAAGCAACUCUCGCAAGACAUUCAUCAAGUAUUGCUGCGCAGCGUUCACUUUCCCCGCCAUCGUCGUCUUCCUGUCAAUCGUCUUGGACAAGACAGACGCCGUGCACUUUGGAUAUGGCACAGGGGUGUACUGCUGGAUCACGGAGCUUGUUCCUCUCAUCGUCACAUUCCACGUGCCUAUUGCCAUGGUGAUAGUCUUCAACGCAUGCGCACUUGUCAGUACCAUGGUGGGCAUACGGCGCACGGAGAAGUCUUCUAAUAUGGCGCGGCCAAACAGCCAAGCCUCGACAACAAGCCGCCACGCCUUCCUGUGCCUUAAGCUAUCGACUGUCAUGGGGUUUCCAUGGUUACUGGGCCUCAUCUCUACCUUUGUGACCUCGCCAUAUCUGCAGUACCCCUACGUCAUACUCAACAGUUUACAAGGAUUCUUUAUUUUUCUUGCCUUCUCUACGAACAAGAGAACAGUAAGUUUAUUCAGAGGAAAAUUCGGGAGAGAAAAAUCAUCAGAAAAAUCGAUUUCCCGCCCGACGCAACAAACAGAAGUCUAAGAGAGAAGCUCUUCGUUAUAAUACUCGACAGAAGCAAUAGAUCUGUUGCGGACUAGUGUGGUGUAUUUACUUGGGAAUGUCUGCACUGAAGAACCCCGUCAUGAUCACCUCACUAUGUUUUGGUUAAUCAGAAUUCGCGUUAAAAGUCAGAUUACAGUGUAUGCAGUUCUUGCAAAGAACAACACAAAGUUAAAUAUAGUUAUUUCGUUCUUGUUCCAAAAAGUUUUUAACUUAAUGAAAAACAAAACAGAUUUCAGGAUUUAGAACCUUUAAUUUAGUCAAAUGGAGUAACCUACAAAGAUGGAAACGAGUCAAUACGAAUCUAAUUUUAUUGCCUUAUAAAUGAAUGCAAUUGAUCGAGCUACAAAGUUGAACUUUUAACGACCAUUGCAUGAACUAACAAAUUAUACUGUGAUACUGUAUUUCAUACCUAUUCUACUUACAUUAUGUAUAUCAUGAUUAUAAAAAUCCACAUUUUUAUCACAGUAGCACUCAACACCCGAAGUGGGUAAAAUCUCGUGAAAGAAUUACCUGGUAACUAAUAUGCGUUUCCAACGCAUAUUAAUUCAUUGUUUUCAAAUACUUUUAUAUAAAAACGUUUAGUAAAAUAAAGUAAAAAAAAAUAUCGAAUCAUUCAAUCACUAAAGAUCACUAAAAACGAAAUAUUUUCUCAAGAGAAUAUGAUUAAAUCGUACACUUCUGAUUGUCUAGGCCCCGUCCACACGUAUCCAGAAAUUUGUGAAAACACGAAAUCUUUUUUACGAAUCGGGCUCUCGUCCACACGUAUCCAGCAUAAUUUCCGUCCGUAUCCGGAAAUUUUUGAAAACGCUCUCCAGAGUGGAAUUUUUUUUAUCCGAUACGAACACGUAUACAUGUGGACGGUCGUAUCCGGAAAAAUAAGAGCCAGAUUCAUAAAAAAGAAAUUUGCGUUUUCACAAAUUUCCGGAUACGUGUGUACGGCUAAAAACGAUUCGAAUACGCUGCGUGUGGACGCGGAAACUUUCGCAUCGGCAAAAAAAUAUUUGCGGGAAAAAAAUUCCGGAUUCGCAAUGCGCAACCUUAUCGUACUAUGUAAUGAUAACAUCUAAACACGGUCCCACUAGUCUACUGGUGUACCAAUAUUGGCAUUGUAUCAUCCAGUGGGACGCAAAAUGCUAUAUGUAUUAUUAUUAUCUAAGAAUGAGAUUUUCCUAACGAUUAUAAAAGCUCUUAUUCAACACAA
Nematostella vectensis (starlet sea anemone) is the source of this 3624-nucleotide messenger RNA. RefSeq lists its product as uncharacterized. Bases 234 to 2402 code for a protein of 722 amino acids. The transcript has 8 exons. Gene Ontology annotation, cellular component: membrane. Lineage: Eukaryota; Metazoa; Cnidaria; Anthozoa; Actiniaria; Edwardsiidae. The record is from RefSeq and is a predicted model, not a curated record. Gene Ontology annotation, molecular function: G protein-coupled receptor activity. Gene Ontology annotation, biological process: G protein-coupled receptor signaling pathway; cell surface receptor signaling pathway.